AUGCAAAUAAAGGAAAAUUUAUAUAAUUGGCUUUGUUCAUUAAAAGUCCUACCUUAGGAUGGAAAGAAAUAUGCAGACAAAGUGGAAAUUAGCAAAGCAUCAUUAUCUCAAUUAGAAAAUGGCAUUGUUUUUGGAUAAUUGCUCAGGGAAAUUGUGAAGUUACGAAACAGGUUCCUUUAUUAAUCAAUUUAAAAGACCUUCGACUCCCUUGGCAAAGUUAGACACUCUCAAAGAUAAUUAGUAGAAAUCCUCAAUCUUAUACAAUUGGAAGAUUCUAUGCGAAGAAUAUAUGAAGGUCGAUAUCCAGAUUGAUUAAGAUACUAAGGCUUUGAUUCUAGGGGGUGAUAAGGAAAUGAUACAUCAAUUACUUUUGGAGAUUUAUGAUAAAUAUUAUAGAGGUUAAUAACAAUCGUAAGUGUCAUAAUAAUCUUAAAUGUUAGAUGACUCAUUAUUAAGUUUGGGUGGAAACACUAAACUUUUAGCUAACAGUAAAAUCUCCCAAGGUAUAUAAUUGAUUAAAUUUUAUUUAGCAAAUUAAUAAGUUGAUUUAUCAAAAUUAGAUCCAAAAAAAGAUUUAAAUAAAACAUCAAAUUGUUUAGAAUUUUUUAUAGUUGCUUUGGCUAAGAACUUGUAACUGUCAAUCAAAUAAUCUGCUGCUUUAUUUACUAAUAAUAACAAAUAUCUUGCUCACAUAUUGGCAAAAGGAGUAAAGGGUGUAUUUGAACCAAUUGUUGCCUUUUAUAAAGAAACUUAUGCAAAUGGAAAUUAAUUAAUUAAGUUAUUUAAUGAGGAUUCCACUAAAAAAUCUCUUACAUUUGCAUUAUAAGUAUUUUAUUAUAUAUUAACAUUAUUAUCAGGCUCUUAAACCAGGAUUAAUAUCCAAAUCAUUUGAUGUAGCUUAUGAAUCAGUUCGUUUAUUCACUAGAUUAGGUUCUAUGAUACCAGUAUAAUUAUUAAGAGAAUGGUUCCUUGAAGAUUAAGGAGGAUUACAUACAGCAUUGAUGGGUACUAGGAGACAUCCAGAAUUAGUGUCAUUUCAUGUUGAGAUGAUAUAAUAGUUUGCUAGAAAUAAUUUUGUUGAAGUAUUUACAACAGGGAUUAGAAAUGUAUUACCUGAAACAAAAGAUUUCAUAAAUUCAAUAGAAUUAAUAUAUAUUCCUUUAAGUUAAAAUUAAGAAUUAGUUUCAACUGGUAUUUUGAAUGAUUGGGUUACUUAAUCUAUAGGAAUAGCAGAAAAUGAAUUUAAAAAUACAAUUGAUACUAGAAUAUCUUCACUUAAUUUUUUAAGUGAAGUACUUGGCAAUAUAGAUUUAGAUGAAUCAUUGACAAAUACAAUCAUAGCUUUAUUAAAAAAAGGAUCUAGAGAUAAAUCAUAAUCUCUUUCUUUAAUGUGUCUUAAUCAUUUAUUUAAGUUACUUAAUCAUUUCAGUCUAUAAAAGAGCAAUUUUGCUCCACUUAUAUAUAAAAAGUAAAUACCAUGUUAAUUGUGUUUAGUUUAACAUUGUCAUUGGUGGAAAAUCAUGAUAACCAAUUAAUAAGAGAAUAUAUAUUGAAUAAUUUCAUUCAUAUCUUUUCAACCAUGGAAGCAGUACCAAUUAAUUUAGUACUUGAGAAUUUGAUCAAAUAAAUGUAAACAUCAGAGGGAGUAACUUAUAUAUUGAAUACAUUUGAUAUGCACUUCUUUAUGUUUGUAUCAAAUCUAAAUAUAGGAAUUAAGAAUGCUAUUUAAUUGUUAGAUUUUUUAGCUAAAAUAUUUUUAAAUAAUCUAGUUUAUUAGAGUUUAUCUUCUGAAAUCAUAAUUAAUAUAUUAUCAAAGAAUGUAGAGAAUUAAACUAUGUAAGAAUUUAUAUUAAAGUUUGUGAAAAUUGCAUUGGCUAUGUUUUUUGCAUCUGAAAAAAAGAGAUAGACAAAGGAUCCAAUUGGUGCAUAAAAACGUAAUUAAAUAGUUGAAAUUGUUAGAACAAUUAUAUAAUUUUAAUAAUAAUUAUUAAAUGAGAAAAUAAAACCAUUAAUUGCACAUACAAAUAUUCAAAUAAAAUAAUUUAGUAAAAGAAAUUCAAAAGGAAUGAUGGCAAUAUUAGAAUUAUUUGGAAAUGCUGAGAGAAUAUUAGAAUAAUAUGAGAUUGAAUAUCGUGAAUAAUAAGCAAGUAAAUUGUAAGGACCUCCUGAAGAUGAUGAUUAAUUAGUUCCAUUUAAUUCUCGAUCUAUAGGAUCUAUUAAAUUAUCAAAAGAAGAAUAAUAUUCUUUAGCUUCAUUAAAAACUACUAAAGCAGAUCCUAAAGUACUAGAAAAAUUAGAAACAUUAAAGAAAUAAUUUGAUGAUAGAACUACAAGUGAGGCAUAAAAAAUAGAAUAAAUGAAAGAAGCUUAAUAGAAAUAAAAGACCAAUCUUAGAAAAUAAUUAGAAAAGAGAUCAAUUGAAUAAGGUGUUUCAAUUACUAAAGAUAGAGAAACUAAUUUAGUAUUUAAAGAUGGAUCUAAAAGUGCAGCUUAGCCAAAUAAACAUGGAUUAACAGAAUAUGAAGUAUGGGAUUUAUAAUUAGAAGAAGAUAGAGAACGAUAUUUAGUUGAAUAACUCUUUAGAAAAUAUCAUAAGAUAUUUAAAUAUGUUUUCUUUAAAUAUGCUAAUUCAGGAAAUAAAAUUAUAAAACCAAAAGAUUUUGAUGAAUUAAAAGAUUAAUCAGAUACUAUAAAUGAACCUGAAUUGUGGGCAUUUCUUAAAGAUUAUGAAUUAGUAUUUAAAGUAUCUAGAGAAUAAGUACAUGCUUUAAUGAGAUCUAUUGCAAUUUAACUUUUGAAAUGUAAAACUGAAUUGACAAAUUUCAAUUAUGAAGGAUUUAAACAUAUUAUUACUUAAUAUGCUUGUAUUCUAUUUACUAAGAAAACUAAAUAUAUUUAACCACAUACUUGUAUUGAAAUGAUGAUUCAAAGAAUGAAAUAAGUUACAGCAGCAAAAGGAUAGAAUACUUAACUUUAUGAUGAUCCAGAUAAUAUGUUUUUUGAUUAAAAAGAUGUUAUUAAAGAAUUCAAUAAAAAAUUAGCUGAAGAUCCAAAAUAUGUUUUACCUGAAGGUUAUAAAACUUAGAAGGAAGAGAUUAUUAAAUUUAAUUAUGCAUUUGAAUUAUAAGAUUCAAAUACAAUUGCAUAUUCAAUUUUAGAUGAUAUUGUUUUUAAAAUUUGUAAUUGUCAUUUAAUUGAGCCAAUAACCUCUAAAGAAUUCUAACUUGUAUGUAGACCAAAUAUGUUGGGAUAUGUAGAAUCCAAAGUUAAAUAAAAUUUAGAAAAAGAUCAUUAUAUGGAAUAAAAGAAUAAAUCAAUGAGGAAAUCUGCUUCUGUUGCAUAAUCUUUGACAAAUGUACCAACUUAACCAAAGAGAAAUUUAGAAAUAGAACCAUUUAGAUAAUAUAGUUUGGGUAUCAAAUUAGAAUUGGCAAAGAUACCAUUUAAUUAACAUAAAUAGAGAUUAUUAGUUGAACAGGUAGCUGAUGUUUUGGAAGAUAUGAUAUUUGCAGUAGAAAACAAUUAAAAAACUAUUACAAGAAAAUGGAAUAUUGUAAAUAAGGUUUAAUAGGAUAAAUUGGAAGAAAAAAAGAAGGAAGAUGAAGAAUAAAGAUUGAGAGAUGAAAAAAUCUAAAAAAAUCAUGAAUAAGCAAAAGCAAAAUUGGAAAAAUUGAAAAAAGAAAGAUAAUAAAAAUAAAAGGAAGAGGAAGCUAAGGCUGCUUAGAAAGAUCCAAAGAAAAUUCGUUAAGAAGAAAAAUAAAAAGAAUAAGAAGCAUAUUUGAAAUAAUAAAAAGAUAAAAUUGCUUAAAAAUAAAAGGAAGAGGAAUAAGAAAGAAUUAAAAGAGAAUUAUUAGAAAAAAAAUAGAAAGCUGAAGAAAUCUAGAGAAAGAAGGAGGAAUUCAAAUUAUUUAAUCAAAAAAAAAUUGAAUAAUAUGGAGAAAUCUUUAAGGCUGAAUAAAUUAAAAUUUAAAUGGCAGCUGAAGAAAGAAAAUAAAUGGAAAUAGAUCAUUAAAAAAUGCAUGAAGCUCUUUAUAAAAAUAUAGAAAAGAAAGGUGAAUAAAUAAAAGUAAAAGAAAAGGCAACAAGUGAAUUAAUUGUAAAAUUAUUUAGAAAUUAAACUUAUUAAACAAUUUUCACUAAUAAUAACUUUAAAUUAAGUUAUUUAUAUGAAUUAUUGUAAUUGGAAUAUUUUAAAUCUAUUGAAAUGAUUGAUUUUAAAUAAAUUCCAUUAAAAUUAUGGAUGUGGUUUGGAGAUAGAUUCAGAAUUUAUCCUGAUAUUAUAUCACAAAUUGAAUUCAUUAGAGUCUUUAAUGCUAUUACAUAUAGAUCUAAUGAAAUACCAGCAUCUUUAGAUUAUGUAGAAUUUUUAGAAGCUCUCUUUAGAAUAAGUAUAAAAGGAUAUGAAUUCUUUAAUAAAUUAGCAAAAAGCAUUAAAGAACCAAAACCAUAAAAAUAAGAGAAUUAAGAAUAGCCUUAAGAUUAAUCUCCAAAAUCAAUAAAAAGAACUUAAUAAACAAAAGAGUUUAUGCUGAAUAGAAUUAAAGAAGUAUAAUCAGAAUAAGAGAAAAGAUUAGAAGCAGCAAAAAAGGAAUUAGAAGAAAAAAAGAAAAUGGAUAAAGAAGCAUUGAUUUUAGAUAAUUAUUAAGCAUUAAAUGAUAUAAUAGGAACUGAUAAUAUUUCAGGAUAAAAUUUUAAUGAUUAGACUUUGGAUGCAUUAAUCACUUAUUUGGCAUUACCAAACGACAAAACUGGAAUUGAGUUGAGAUUCAGAUAUUUGAUGGAAGUAGAAGCUAAAAAGAAACCAAAUAAAAUAAGAAAACAAGGUAAUAAAUAAAUUUUAUAGUUUAGAUGCAUCUAAAAGAUUAGAAGAGGAUAUCAAUCAAUGGAAAGAGAUAAAAACAGUGGAAUAAAAUAGAUAGCCAAUUUCGACAAGUAUUCAUAAUAUUGAUAAUAUUAGAAAAAUCAAAGUAAAGUCCCAAUAAACCUUAAGUAUAAUAAGAUCCAAUACUACCUUAGAAUAACGAGGAAAAUUAAGAAUAAGAAUAAGAAUAAUAAGAUAAUUGA
This is a messenger RNA of Paramecium pentaurelia, 5064 nucleotides long. NCBI's taxonomy places the organism in Eukaryota, Ciliophora, Oligohymenophorea, Peniculida, Parameciidae. The record is from the annotation of a GenBank genome assembly.